Messenger RNA from Penicillium coprophilum, 3090 nucleotides. RefSeq names its product putative C2H2 finger domain protein. The record is from RefSeq and is a predicted model, not a curated record. Bases 1 to 3090 code for a protein of 1029 amino acids. The transcript has 3 exons. Lineage: Eukaryota; Fungi; Ascomycota; Eurotiomycetes; Eurotiales; Aspergillaceae.
AUGUCUAACGGAGGCAUGGAUGGAUUCGACUGGCUCCAGAGCUUUCUUCCAGCUGAUAGUCACCCCGACUACGACCCCAAUUCCAACAAUGAAGCUUAUCAGGCACAUCCGGCAUUUCACGAUGCGGAGGAGGUAGCUAGAGCGGCCCUUACGCAUCAGCAGACACAGUGGUCAUAUCCAUAUAUCAGGUCAAUCAAUCCUGGGACGAAUCAUACCUUGGAUCCCCUUCAGGUGUACUCGCAAGCCUCGGUUGGACAGCAUCGAGGAAACCAACAUCAGGAAAGCAGCAACAUUCAAUUCAACAAUCCUCCUUCUGGACCCGCUACAUAUGCAACACACCAGUCUCACACCAUAAGUCAGCGGCCAGAUCCCUCUGUUCCGCCCCAACAUCAUUUGGCUGCUCAGGUAGAUCAGGAUGCAUAUCGCCAUGGCCAAACUCGUAUGGCUCCCGCUGGUCCCUCGCAGAGACCUCCGAAGUUUAUGUCAAACUCCGUAGGGGCUGGAAAAAGUACUCACAGGGCCCGAGAAACUACAAGAUCGACACCACCUACAAUGAGAACGAACCAACACAUGGCAGGAGCUUUGUCCACACCACAAAACCCGUACCAAGGCUUCUCGGUAACCCUUGGUAAGCAUUCCCAGAUGUUAGGCCAAUCGCAUAUGGGACAGGGAAUAACAGUACAAGGUCAGGAAACACACACACCGGCUGCAUCGCAGAGCCCAUACCAAAGCCACUCUACGACCCCGGUCCAAAGAACCCACCAACUAUCUGUUUCAAGUGCCGCGCAAAGACCAUGGCCCGUGCUCGCCGUUCAAAAUACGCAUGGACUGGUGGCAAGGCCUCAAGCAUCACAAAGCCCACAUCAAAGCCAUUCCACAAUCUCAACCCAGAAUGUUCAAAGAUCAUCGCACCCCCAUGCACCGCUGAAGGAAUUCAAAACUUCUGCAGCACACAGCACACUUGACCCACGCCAGUCGAUCACACCAACCACAAGCACUCGAGAGAGUUCCAGUCCACAAACACAAAAUCCAGUUACCAACUCUGCUAGAUCAACCCCAAUACCACCUAGGCCUUCAUCUCGAAAUCAUGAUCAUGUGCAGCCAGCCUUGCCAACUGCGCCUGAUAGCGUCCGCAAGCCUGCCACAUCCCAGCCUAUCAAGUCGCGCAGCCCUUCUGUCUCUAUUGUUGCUUCUACUCCCGAGUCUGCAUCUGCCCCUAUGGCGCCCCCUGUACAGACGACUGCUGUUCCACAUCUUUUGGACAAGGGCUGGACUCAGGAGAAUGGAGGGACUCAGGAUAAAGCAGCACCUACUUCAUCAUACCAGGCACCAAAUCAGACAAGCCAGCACCCUACGAUCUCCCAAGCAAAUGAGCAGAGUACCCCAACGGUAUCCUCAGCCUUUGCAUCAUCUACUCUUCCUGCAGGCUCCCACCCGGAGCCUUCUUACACAUCUCUGUAUACUUGGGGACCUCGACGAGGUACCUUCUCUGAGUCAACUCCGGCACAACAGCCUGCGGUGGGGAAUCCGCAGUCGCAGAGUUACCCACUGCCAGGACCACUGCAGCAUCAAAAAAAGCGGUGGAUUCCAACCCAAGGCCAUCCGAGUGAACCUAUGCCACCCGCAAAGAUGCGACGUUUAGGCCAUGAGGAAAUCCCAAUUACCACCAAAAAUGCCACGUCAACAGGUAACUCAGUACAAGGGCCCCAAGCUUCCAUGGAAUAUGCUCGGCCUCGAGGCUCUGGUAAAAUUCUUAAGAAUCGUGACGACCUGGUUCAGCCGAUAAGACCGAACGAUGCACUACCCAAGAAAACUUAUGAUCCCACGACUAUUGCGCGGGAUGUACUAAUUGCUGCGGGAAAACACCCGACGGAGAAGGUUCUAAAUCAUCAUCUUGAAGGACUACGCCGUAAAUUUACUAAAAUCGAUUACCUUGCCGACUUGGCAACUUUUCGUUGGGAUCUGGUUGAUGUGAAGCAGCCUGAGACUAAUAUUUAUCGCAUUCCUCCGUUUGCUGCACCCCAUAUACCCCUACGGCCACCACCUCACCCUCAACCACCACAGGCAGCUUGGCACUCACUUCCACGUGACCCAGAUAUCAUACAUGGCCACGUGACUACACGUGACUACGCUCCAACGCCGUCGCGUGACACACCGCCAAACCGCCAAACCGCGAUGCCAACACGAAUUGACGCGCGUGCCCCUCCUGGUGGUUUGAGCGCUUGGGGUACUUUACCUUUCAAGCCACCGACUUAUCACACUCCUCAAUCAAUUCCUUCUUCAAAGUUGCCUUCUGGACUUCCUAGGUCCACAAAAAGCUCAGGUCGCCCCAAAACUGUGCAUGCCGUUAAACAAUCGACGCUUCAGCCUAUAUCAAAGCCUAAACCCACAGGGCAGACGGCCAGCGACCGACCUGACUCUGAUCCGACCGUGAAAUCCCCAGAGGCAAGGCGUCUACCCCAACCACAAGUCGUUAUCCCACCUUCACCGCGCAGAAUGUCCCAGAAGAGAAGGCCAGGUCGACCUUCUAAGAGUGGAGCGAACCAUAUUGAAGUUGCGAUCCACCGUGAACAGCCUGUGAAUUAUCAAAUUUACCCAUGCAAGUGGGAGGGGUGUGCUGGCGAACUCCAUAACAUUGACUCAGUCCGAGCCCACGUUAUCAAAGUUCACAUCCCACACUCUCUUGUUUGUAAAUGGAAAGAUUGUGGCAAUAAGACGCCAAUGGCUGCAGCAGAUAUGUUUACGCAUAUAUCGAACGAGCAUAUUUCUCAAAUGGCCUGGCGGCUUGGAGAUGGACCAACGGUGCCAGUAACUGCGGAAAAUAACCCACCCUACCCUUCCGUUCUGGGUGAUCGAAGUGCCCGCAAAGGGACCAUGGUUCUGCCCGUGGAUGAACACCAAGUCAAGGCGUUCAGCAAGGCCCAUGGGAAAUCGACAGAGAAGACGAAAGCCCAAGCACUGCUCGAAGCGGGACGACACUGGAAGCAACAGGUCGGACCCGAGAUGGAUUGGAGUGACCGCCGUCUGUCAACGCCGACUCGCCAGAGCAGAGUCCAUUGCGGAGAAUUGGCAUUUAUUGGGGAGGAUUGA